AUGUCACUCUGGAACUAUCCCAAGCAAAAUUUUAAUGAACCUAUGGAUGCAAAGAGCCCAGAAGAAAUAACAAAAAAUGAUUUUGAAUAUUUCAAGGAAAACAAACCUGAAGUUUUUGUCUUGCUCUCAGGAUUUACCGAAAAAACCAACGUAAUUCAGAUAAUUAACUUCCUUAAGGGCGACUUAACUUGUUCUCCUGUCGAGGAUGGUGUUUACGGAAUUUUAUUUUUAACAACUGCUGAUGGAUGCUCCACAGGAAAAGCUGUAGUAAGGUUGAAAAGUGUUAAUUUAAUAGAAGAUAUUUUAAAGAAACAGGGAAAACGAUUAAACAAAAAACCUAUCGCUAUUAAACCAAUUUCCAAAAAUGAAGGUUUAGCAAUCCUUUACAGCACUAAAAAUAAGAUUGAUAAAUACGAUAAUUACAACUUGCCACUUUAAAACCUUUUCCAACAAAAUAAAGAUACCUACCUAAUUACUU
This is a messenger RNA of Brassicogethes aeneus, 478 nucleotides long. The record is from the annotation of a GenBank genome assembly. NCBI's taxonomy places the organism in Eukaryota, Metazoa, Arthropoda, Insecta, Coleoptera, Nitidulidae.